AUGCGCAGCUCGCUUACCAACCACGUUAUGAUUGCUGAGGUUGACUUUGAGAGAUACGGUUCCCAACUACUCCUACGAGCCUUUGAAGGUAGGAAGGAGGGAGAAUGUUCCGGCCCGGCUCUGACGGGUACUAAUUAUAGAGAAAGCAGUUUCUUCAAGAACUACGAAGAAUAUAAGCAUACUCUAGUAAUAUCUACUAACAGUAAGGUCGAUCCCCAGACAGAGUUCGCUACAGGCACCCUAGGCUUGCCAGGGAAUGAUUGCCUUCCUCGUCUCCCCUUCCCCUCCAUUACAGAUCGCUUACCAACGAUGGCCACCCUCCCCUUCGCCGUCGCUGCGCUCGCAGGCAAAGUCUACGUGAUCACCGGUGGCAAUACCGGGGUGGGCUUCCACACCGUCGAAGAGCUCACCAAACAAGGUGCCCACGUGUACAUGGGCGCCCGAUCGCCCAGUAAGGCCGAAGCCACCAUGGAAAAGAUUCGAGCGGAUACCCCCACGCUCAAUAAACUCUACGGGCCCGAUGGUACUGAGACAGCGAAGAGGGGCAUUCGAACUUCCGUGGUCCACCCGGGAAAUCUCGAUACUAACAUUAGCAAACAGACUGCUUUCCCGAAGUUUGCCAACACUGUGUUGAAGGCCCUUCGCGCGUACUCGCACGCGAGGGAAGGAGCCUACAACCCAGUCUUUGCUGUUGCGUCGCCAGACUUCAAGGCAGCUGAUAGCGGGGAGUACCCUGUGCUCGGACAGAGGAUGAAGCAGCCCAGGAAGGCUGCGCAGGAUUUGGAGCCAACAGCGCGGCUCUGGAAAUGGACGGAAGAAGAGAUGCGAACAAGAAUAUUGCCGUACUGA
Aspergillus nidulans FGSC A4 is the source of this 849-nucleotide messenger RNA. RefSeq lists its product as uncharacterized. The transcript is spliced from 7 exons. NCBI's taxonomy places the organism in Eukaryota, Fungi, Ascomycota, Eurotiomycetes, Eurotiales, Aspergillaceae. The coding region runs from base 1 to 849 and encodes 282 amino acids. The record is from RefSeq and is a predicted model, not a curated record.